Hevea brasiliensis (rubber tree) is the source of this 750-nucleotide messenger RNA. RefSeq names its product histone H3.2. The record is from RefSeq and is a predicted model, not a curated record. Gene Ontology annotation, cellular component: nucleosome. The transcript has a single exon. Bases 115 to 525 code for a protein of 136 amino acids. NCBI's taxonomy places the organism in Eukaryota, Viridiplantae, Streptophyta, Magnoliopsida, Malpighiales, Euphorbiaceae. Gene Ontology annotation, molecular function: DNA binding; protein heterodimerization activity; structural constituent of chromatin.
UCUCUCCGCUCCCCUCUAUAAAACAAUCCCCACACAACAUCCUCAAUCACCAAGUUUUUCCUUCUAUUAUUUCUUUCAUUUUCUAGCCAAACAAACAAUCACUUUUUCGUUCCAAUGGCUCGCACAAAGCAAACCGCCCGAAAAUCUACAGGAGGCAAGGCCCCAAGGAAGCAGUUGGCCACCAAGGCAGCGAGGAAAUCAGCUCCGGCAACCGGUGGUGUGAAGAAGCCGCACAGGUUCAGGCCUGGAACUGUUGCCCUGAGAGAAAUCAGGAAGUAUCAAAAGAGCACAGAGCUCUUGAUCAGGAAGCUUCCAUUCCAGAGAUUGGUGAGGGAAAUCGCUCAAGAUUUCAAGACUGAUCUGAGAUUCCAAAGCAGUGCUGUUGCAGCCUUACAGGAAGCAGCUGAAGCAUAUUUGGUUGGGUUGUUUGAGGAUACUAAUCUGUGUGCUAUUCAUGCUAAGAGGGUUACUAUUAUGCCCAAGGAUAUUCAGUUGGCAAGAAGGAUUAGGGGUGAGAGGGCAUAGAUUGGGGUUGUUGUGUUCUAUUAUGUCUUUAUUUUUAGUUUUUUUUUUUAAAUUAGAGAUCUAGAUUUUAACUGAUUAGGGUUUGACUUAUGAGUGUUAGAGGUGAAAAUCCAGUGGAAAGUCUCGUCUUUUUGUUAAAUCAGGUAUUGUAGUAAACCUGUUUGUGAAAAGUUCUGUUUGGGUUUGAUUCUUACUAGCAUUAAUCAUUUCUUCUAAUUAAUCCAA